ACUAGUAUAACGAAGUAUAGUGUUUCUGUAAGUCUGGUGAAAAGCAUUUUCGUUAUUUCUUUCGUUAUCAUAUCAUUAAAAAAAAUUGCAGUGAUAUUUUGCGCCAAAAUGAAGAUGAGCGAGAAAAAAGUAAGAAGUGGAAAAGUUACCAAACAACAAAAACAAAAAUUUCUAGAUUUAUUGAAAAAACAUAGAAAUGUUGGUACCGGACAAUUUGGUGGCCCAAACAGUGACAAAGCUGCUAAUGCUGUAUGGGCAACUCUCACAGCGGAAUUAAAUGCAUGCGGAGGAGCAUGUAAAACCGUUGAGCAGUGGAAAAAGAACGCUACUGGAAAUCGUCCUGCCUCUGAAGGUCCAGCGCCGCUAGAUGGUAUGGACCUGCAAGUGCUAGACUUUUUCCCAACUGCACUUGUUGAUGGCGAUGGCGUUACUAAGGAGUCGGGGUUUCAAGAGAUGAAUCAUGGAAUCAAAAAACCUCAAAUGCUGCACUGCCAUCAACCAAACCCAAUACAGUGCCAUCGCCCACACCAGACAGAAUGUGACAGACUGCCACUUUCUUCAGUGCAUUUGAACAAGUGAAAACCACUCUUGCUGAGCAGGAACGCAAACGACAGGAGCAAUUUGACCAGUUGCUGUCCGUGGCGAAGGACAUUCGUGCCUCCGUGCAAUCCAUGGCCGCUUCGCUUAAACAAUUAUGCGAAAAAUAAUAAACAAAGCUUUUUUUAUAUUAUAUUUUAUUUUUUUUUAUUAUUAUUAUUUAAAAUGAGUUGUUG
Messenger RNA from Bactrocera tryoni, 773 nucleotides. RefSeq lists its product as uncharacterized. NCBI's taxonomy places the organism in Eukaryota, Metazoa, Arthropoda, Insecta, Diptera, Tephritidae. The record is from RefSeq and is a predicted model, not a curated record. The coding region runs from base 109 to 579 and encodes 156 amino acids. The transcript is spliced from 4 exons.